CCUUCCCAGUGUAACCUCAGAUUCCCGAGCCAGGCACGCCGGCCGCGCGGGGUCGUUAAAACCCCAGCGCUCCCAUGCAAAACGCUUCAACCACCGGUCAAAAGAGCUAGCCCCAACAGCUUCGUUCCCACCCGCCGCCUGCCCGCCUCGUCGCGCUGCUGCUUGGCAGCUUGGGAGUCGCAACUCGAUCGCGUCUCCUUCUUUGCCGGCGGCGGGGAGCUAGCUAGCUAGGUUGAAGCAGGCGGCGGCUAGCCAUGGCGCACGAGAUAUUCGGGGGGCACCACCACUCCAUCGUGGCCUCGCGCGUGGCCAUGCUCGCCCACGUGCUGUUCCUGACCACCGCCGUGCUCAUGCUCGUCUGGCUGCUGCACUACCGGGGCGGCAUCAACAUACAGUCAGAGGACCCCGAGCAGAUCUUCAAUGUUCAUCCGUUUGUGAUGUCCUGGGGGUUCAUACUUCUUAUUGGAGAAGCCAUCCUGGCGUACUCGACGAUCCCGAUGGACCACCGGACGCAGAAGAUGGCGCACAUGAUGAUCCACCUGGUGGGCCUCAUCCUGGGCAUCUUCGGCGUGUACGCGGCGUUCAAGUUCCACGCCGCGGCCGUGGUUCCGGACCUGAUGAGCCUCCACUCGUGGCUGGGCAUCACCGCCAUCGCACUCUUCGGCCUGCAGUGGCUCUUCGGCUUCGUCACCUUUUGGCUCCCCGCGGCGCACGAGCGCACCCGCAACGCGGCGAAGCCCGCGCACGUCAUGGCCGGGCUGGCCAUCUUCAUGCUCGCCGUGUGCGCGGCCCAGACGGGGCUCGUGGAGAAGAGCGCCGCCGCCGCGUCCGCUGCCGAGAUGAAGCUCAUCAACGUCACGGGCAUCUUCAUCCUCCUCUACGGGGUCGCCGUCGCCUCCGCCGUCGCGAUGCGCAAUGCCUUCUCGUAGGCGUUUGUUUGGUCGGUCUGGUCGGCGUUUUUCACCAUGGAUGACACGAAUGGUGUUCAGUUGUAACUACAUGCGAAGUUGGUUUGGGUGGUCUGCGUACUGGUAGCGGUGUGUGCAUACCGUGUGAGUUUUUCUGGGACAUUUGUGCUCGAUGCCUUGCCUGCCUUCAUCGAGCUUCAAAAAAUGCACCUUGGAUUUGUCAUUCCUAAUUGUUUAUUGGGCCUCACUUC
Messenger RNA from Setaria italica (foxtail millet), 1159 nucleotides. RefSeq names its product probable transmembrane ascorbate ferrireductase 3. The coding region runs from base 255 to 929 and encodes 224 amino acids. The transcript is spliced from 3 exons. The record is from RefSeq and is a predicted model, not a curated record. Gene Ontology annotation, molecular function: oxidoreductase activity. NCBI's taxonomy places the organism in Eukaryota, Viridiplantae, Streptophyta, Magnoliopsida, Poales, Poaceae.